This is a messenger RNA of Leptinotarsa decemlineata (Colorado potato beetle), 484 nucleotides long. RefSeq lists its product as uncharacterized. Lineage: Eukaryota; Metazoa; Arthropoda; Insecta; Coleoptera; Chrysomelidae. The record is from RefSeq and is a predicted model, not a curated record.
UAUUUGAGCAACUAUGUUUUCUGCAAGACAGAUAUAUUUUACAUUCAGAGUACCUAGUAUAAAAUUAAUAUGUCAGAUUAAUGGAUUGGAGAACUUCGAAGGUGAAAAACAUUAUUCUACUUCAGCUCUGAUUUCAAUAAAAACUCCACCACGAGCAUUUUCCACUGAGAGUAUUUUGCGGAAACCAUCGGUAUCAUUAGAAAGUCCAUUUUCAGAAGAUGAAAACAAGGAAUUCAUGGCAUUUUUUCCUGAAUUUGUGGAAAGUCUCAUCACCGAAGAGAUUUGCAAGAAAAAUUUUAAACUCACCCAAAAAAUCACAGACCUUGUGAAAUAUAACGUAGAUCACGGAACGAAUGCGAGAGGGAUAGCAACAGUAAUGGCUUAUAAGGCUUUCAUGAAAAGUCAAAGCAUUUCACGAGAAAUUACGAAGGGCCCCAUUAUUCUAGGGUGGUGUGUGAGAAUGGUGCGAAUCAUUGAUAUUUGA